AUGUCGUCAACGUGUGGUAGAGAGGGUGGCGACUACCUCCGUGGUCGUCGACUGCUGCUCAUGGAGGUUGCCGGCGAAGAAGAUCUGAAGAGAAGGGGGGGAUACUUCCAGCAAGAAAUAUAUCGAAGAGUUAGUGCCGGGUUAGCCGAAAAUCAAAGUUUAUCAGAAGCUUGGUCUAAAAUUCCUGAAAAAUUAGCUUUUUAUGAUUAUAUCGGGAAUAAUCCCGCAAAAGGUGGAUUAUUCAGAGCGGGUUCCAUGGACAACGGGGAUGGAAUAGCUGUUGGGUGGUUAGGACACCCUGUUUUUAGAGAUAAAGAAGGGCGCGAACUUUUUGUACGCCGUAUGCCGACCUUUUUUGAAACAUUUCCGGUUGUUUUGGUAGACGGAGACGGAAUUGUUAGAGCCGAUGUUCCUUUUCGAAGAGCAGAAUCGAAGUAUAGUGUUGAACAGGUCGGUGUAACUGUUGAGUUCUAUGGCGGUGAACUUAGGAUGAAAUUGGUGUCCUAA
Messenger RNA from Benincasa hispida (wax gourd), 507 nucleotides. The record is from RefSeq and is a predicted model, not a curated record. NCBI's taxonomy places the organism in Eukaryota, Viridiplantae, Streptophyta, Magnoliopsida, Cucurbitales, Cucurbitaceae.